AAUUUGUUCACCUCGAGUUGCUGAUACAUGUAUCUAGCUAGCAGAGCACUGCCACAAGGGGGUUAGAGUAGGGAAGUUAUCUAGCUAGCAUAUAUAUUCACCAUGAUGAUGUCGCCACUGCAAUCUCCUGCUGCAGCUCGGGCCAGAGCACAGCGCCAACCACGAACGCCCAACAACAAGCGAAUGCCUAGUAGCCUCAUGGACUUGAAGCGCGAGUCGAACAGCCGCAAGUACGAUAUUGGUGCUCUCGCCACUCCUGCUCGACGAGCGCCACUGGCCCGAUCCAACACCAUUGAUGCAGUGCCGUCCUUCUGUACGCCACAACGAAACGCUACAGACACCAGGAGGCGGAACUCCACUACCUCUGGGGUUCCCCUGGUCAUGCCUGGCAAUCUCGAUGACUCUUCUGCUUCCAACGUACAACAAGAACCCGAGAGCCCCAUGAGGCGAACCUAUUCGGCGGACAGUCUGGUCACUCCUUCUCGAAAGAAUAGGACACUCUUUCGAUCCAACAGCAGCACCGACUCAGCAGUACUGCCAUCGUUCUGCACUCCCAGUCGCCAGCGAAACUUCACGGAUGAUGGCACUACUAGAAAUAGAAACAAGUCCAAAGCUGCCUCUAUGGUCAUGCCCGCCAAUCUGGAUGAUGACGACGAUGAUGAUUCUUCCCAUGGACGCGACGAGGAGGAGGAUCGUCGCUUAUGGACAGCCCUCGCUCCUGCUACUCCAAGACGGCGUCCCAGCGUCUCUGCAAAGGGGCAGCCCCAGAGUGCCCGUGUAGCCCGGCGUGGUUCUACGUCUAUGCAUG
This is a messenger RNA of Seminavis robusta, 808 nucleotides long. NCBI's taxonomy places the organism in Eukaryota, Bacillariophyta, Bacillariophyceae, Naviculales, Naviculaceae. The record is from the annotation of a GenBank genome assembly.